GUGAAUUCUAUUUGUUUAGAAUAUAUUCUCUCUUAGUGAAAUACAUGCAACUGAACACAGUGACAUUAAUUUAUAUCGUACACAUAAAUUGAUGCUUUCUUCGUUAAGUCAAUUUUUAGUUAACGAGAAUACAUUUAAAGAAAUGUUAAGAUUGCAAUAUAUUAAAGGACCCAUUAAUGAUGCUACUAAGGAUAAAUACAUAAAAACUUUUUUUGAAAUAGCUGCUAAUUUGUCAUUAUUUUGUUGUAAUGCAAUUUCUGAUCAUUCUACGGAUCGCAGAAUUAAUGGAAUAAUGUUCUUAGAAACAAUUCAAAGUAACGAUAAUUUAAAUAAUUCAAAUAAAAUAAUCCAUUAUUUAAAUGUUAUAAUCGAUCAACUAAAAAGCUCUGUAGAGUUUGUUUAUAACCAAAAUUAUACAGCAGAUAACUUAUUGUGCCAAAAAGCUGUACCACAAGACAUUAACGGUGAUGAAUUGGUAACACAUAAAUAUGUAAAAAGUUUUUUUAAUAUGAACCAGUGCUUGUGUACAACAAGAGACGCGCUAUCGCUUUGUGUAUUUGUAACAGAACAGUGUUUGUAUUUACUAUGGAGCCAUCUCGACUUUUAUGUACGAAAAACGUUUUCAAAUGAUUUUGAGCAUAAAUUAUUACUAGACAUCCAUCAACAAACGACGUGUUCUGAUGAUAUUGGACACUUGAAGAAAAGUUUAAUUUCAACUUUUAAUGAAACAUUUUGCAAACAUAUUUUGUGGACUUGUGAAUCAUGUGCACAAGUUGAAAAAGGAUUCAACGAAGCUCUUUUGCGUCGAAUUAAAUCUUUAAUACAAUUUGCAUAAUGAAAAACUACUAAUAUUUAAAAUUAGUUAUGUUAUACAAAUAAAUCGAUGUGGACAGUUAAUACACUGAUUUAAAAUGAAAUAUUUUAGUAGUUUAAUUUGCAUACAAUAUGAUGACAAUAUUAUUGUUUAGAAAAUAAUACUGGAUACACAUGAGAGUUUUGAUUGUAAUUUUAGCGGUCAUAAAUAUUACCUAUGCCAAGACAGCACCGAUGCUAGAAGGUCUAAAACGGGAAUGCAACACGAAUUUUUUUUUAAUUUUCUGAAAUUGCAAAUAUUAAUUAACUUUAAGCUUUUUU
Molecule: messenger RNA, 1134 nt
Organism: Teleopsis dalmanni
Lineage: Eukaryota; Metazoa; Arthropoda; Insecta; Diptera; Diopsidae
Product: nuclear pore complex protein Nup205-like
Exons: 3
Coding region: 92-835 (247 amino acids)
Source: RefSeq, a predicted model, not a curated record